This is a messenger RNA of Theobroma cacao (cacao), 1572 nucleotides long. Its product is annotated as ELMO/CED-12 family protein. NCBI's taxonomy places the organism in Eukaryota, Viridiplantae, Streptophyta, Magnoliopsida, Malvales, Malvaceae. The record is from RefSeq and is a predicted model, not a curated record.
GCACUUUCGUCUGACGAUUCUCUCACGCGUGAUCGUGGAGCGUGUUGUACAGAUUCCGACCACUUUGGAUCGAGUGCUCACGUGGGAGGCCAUUUCUGUCCACAUGUGGUCGGGGAAGAGGUCCCUGGUUAACGGCUCAUGCGCGUGUCCAAAUUCUAAAACCACCCCAUCUUUGUUAUUCCUUGAGUUUGUCGGGUGAAUUACGACAAAGGAUGGCUUAAAAUUUCCUACUAACUUUCUACACUGCCAUACGCAAAAUAUUAAUGUUGGGCUUGUCGAAUAGAUAUAUAGUUACGGAGCGCGUAGACGAGAACCUCGUCUCUCGGGUCUCGGUUAAUGGUAGUAAGCCACUAGGCCAGUCAUCUGAUGGUGGCCCCUACCACUUAUGUAGGAGUGCCACUGAGAAGAAGUGAGAACUGCUAUAUCCACUUUAAUGGUUCGCUUCAUAGUAUCCAAAAAUCAUGGGCCAGUUCUUGCUGGCAUGCAGCAAAAUCAGUAGUGGAAAGAGGAAGUUUCUUGGACACCUGAACUUCUUCUCUCUUUUGUCAAGUGAAAAUUUCGGAAGUUAUGGUUGCUAUGAAAUGGUUUGGUGUAGCUCUGGGGCCAGAUGCUGCAACAUGCGGGACGCCUGCUUGGAUUGGUAAGGGCCUUACUUGUGUUUGCUUCAAGCGAAAGGGAGCUUAUGAACGGAUCUGCAUUAACUUGACACCCCUACAGGAAGAAAGAUUGAAGAGAUUGAAGCACCGGAUGAAGGUUUACUUUGAUGGCUCUAGGCCCGAUCACCAGGAAGCCCUGAGAGCACUGUGGUCUGCUACAUACCCUGGACAGGAGCUCCAAGGCUUGAUAUCUGAUCAGUGGAAAGAAAUGGGAUGGCAGGGAAGGGAUCCAUCUACUGAUUUCAGAGGUGCUGGAUUCAUUUCUUUGGAGAACCUGUUAUUCUUUGCAAAGACAUUCUCGACAUCAUUUCAACGUUUAUUAAAAAAGCAGGGAGGAAAGCGAGCUGCAUGGGAGUAUCCAUUUGCCGUUGCUGGUGUAAAUAUCACAUUCAUGAUCAUGCAAAUGCUUGACCUUGACGCGUCAAAACCUAGGACAUUUAUCAGAUCAGUUUUCUUACAGAUGUUAUCAGAAAAUGAAUGGGCCUUUGACUUGCUUUACUGCGUGGCUUUCAUGGUUAUGGACAAGCAAUGGCUGGAGAGAAAUGCCACGUACAUGGAGUUCAAUGAUGUUUUGAAAUCAACUCGGGCUCAGCUGGAGAGAGAACUUCUAAUGGAUGAUGUCCUACGGAUCGAAGACAUGCCUUCUUAUAGCCUUCUCUGUUAGCAAUAACCAACUAUAAAGUUCAAGCGGGAGUCCUCCAAUACGAGUUCAGUCCCAUGAUAUAUUUAUUUUAACUUUAAAAGUUGUACAAUCCCUCUUCCUGUCCCUUUCUUCUGGUAAUUGAAUCCAUAAGCUGGUCAUAUUGAUACGGCUUAGUUCCCCUUUGAUAAAUUCCACCAUUCCAACCGACUGUUAUAAAAUUGUUUGCGGUGGGUGGGAACAGGGAAAGAAUCGAAAUCGUUGAUCUUGUUCUGA